Trichoderma breve is the source of this 1059-nucleotide messenger RNA. Its product is annotated as OPT oligopeptide transporter protein domain-containing protein. The coding region runs from base 1 to 1059 and encodes 352 amino acids. The transcript has 3 exons. Gene Ontology annotation, molecular function: oligopeptide transmembrane transporter activity. NCBI's taxonomy places the organism in Eukaryota, Fungi, Ascomycota, Sordariomycetes, Hypocreales, Hypocreaceae. Gene Ontology annotation, biological process: transmembrane transport. The record is from RefSeq and is a predicted model, not a curated record.
AUGGUCAUCUCAGUCUUGAUCAACACCGGUUUAUUCCAUGGUUCUGAGAUCUGGCUACGGGCAAAGCUAGCUCGGAGGCAAGAAGAUGAUGUGCAUAUGCGACUGAUGAAAAAAUAUCCGGAUGCACCGGACUGGUGGUAUGCUACUCUAUCUGCCGUUAUGCUAGCUUUGUCGUUUGGUCUCCUAUACGCUUGGGAUACCAAAAUGCCUUGGUGGGUCCUUACUGUCGCCUUUAUUAUACCAUUGGUAUGGACUAUUCCAAUGGGUAUGGUUCAUGCGAUGACCAACGUGCAGCUUGGACUUAACGUCCUCACUGAAUUUAUCGUCGGCUACAUCUACCCCGGACGACCGAUGGCCAUGAUGCUCUUCAAAACAUAUGGAUACAUGACCAUGUACCAAGCCCUCAGUUUUGCUCAGGACCUCAAGCUCGGGCACUACAUGAAGGUACCACCUUGCACCCUCUUCUGGUCACAAGUUGUGGCAACGUUGUGGUCGGGGAUUGUGCAGAUUGCGGUCAUGAACUGGGCAUUCAGCUCGAUCGAGGACAUAUGCUCCCCUGAGCAAUCCAAUAACUUUACAUGCCCUGGCGGUCGCGUCUUUUUCUCCAAUUCCGUCAUAUGGGGUUUAAUCGGUCCCGCUCGCAUCUUUUCACCAGGGCAGCUCUAUAGCAGUCUCUAUUGGUUCUUCUUGGCGGGUGCUAUCCUUCCCGUCACUCUCUACCUCCUAGUCCGCAAUUAUCCACGCUCGCAGAUUAGAUACAUUAUGGCGCCUGUGAUUUUCGCGGGCUGCGUUGGUUUUCUUUUCGCCUAUGUCAUCAAAAACCGGCACCAAGGGUGGUGGGCUCGCUAUAAUUACAUUACAUCCGCUGGCUUGGAUGUGGGACUCGCACUCUGCAGCAUCCUGAUCUUUCUUACUCUUAAUCUGACCAAGACAAGCCCUCCGAACUGGUGGGGUAACACUAUUACCAGUCAGACGCUGGACUAUAAUUCUGGCCAAAAUGUCUUGAAGAAGGUUGCAUCUGGGGAAACAUUUGGUCCGCCUGAAGGCUCUUGGAAAUGA